AUGACUCUUCCUGUUCUGAUCAGCGGUGCUGGUCUGGGUGGUGUCUGUCUUGCCCAAGCUCUCAAGAACAACAUCCCCUUCAAGAUAUUUGAGCGGUUUGGCCGAGGAAAUAUUGGCGCCCAGGGCUACCGACUCAGAAUAACCACACAUUGUGUCAGCGCAAUGGAGGAGGCCCUCACGCCAGAAAUGUUCUCCUUGUUCGGAAAGACUUGUGCCAGCAUCCCAAAGCUCGGUGUGAAAAUCAAGCGAGACGGGUCAUCAACAGCACCAUUUGGUCUGUCACCAGGAGCACCCGGAGGGAGAUCUUAUACGGUUGAUCGCAGUGUGUUUCGCGAAGCGUUGUUGACCGGCCUCGAGGAGAACACUCUCUUCGAUAAUUGCCUCAAGAGCUUUACAUAA
This is a messenger RNA of Penicillium argentinense, 399 nucleotides long. RefSeq lists its product as uncharacterized. The transcript has a single exon. Lineage: Eukaryota; Fungi; Ascomycota; Eurotiomycetes; Eurotiales; Aspergillaceae. Bases 1 to 399 code for a protein of 132 amino acids. The record is from RefSeq and is a predicted model, not a curated record.